This is a messenger RNA of Varanus komodoensis (Komodo dragon), 919 nucleotides long. It is a transcript of the gene PSMB3, whose product is annotated as proteasome 20S subunit beta 3. Gene Ontology annotation, cellular component: proteasome core complex, beta-subunit complex; proteasome core complex. Bases 144 to 761 code for a protein of 205 amino acids. The record is from RefSeq and is a predicted model, not a curated record. Gene Ontology annotation, biological process: proteasome-mediated ubiquitin-dependent protein catabolic process. The transcript is spliced from 6 exons. NCBI's taxonomy places the organism in Eukaryota, Metazoa, Chordata, Lepidosauria, Squamata, Varanidae.
CUCCGAUAGGCCGAGCCUUGAUUGGUGGAAUUACUGCUGAUAGAAGGCGGGUCGCCGCCGCCUCCGCGGAAGGAAGGAGGGAAGCGGGCGAGCCGUCGCGAAAGUGGCAUUGCGGUGUGCGAGGGUCCCUUUCCGUCUGCACCAUGUCUAUUAUGUCCUAUAAUGGGGGGGCUGUAAUGGCCAUGAAAGGAAAAAACUGUGUGGCCAUUGCUGCUGACCGGAGGUUUGGCAUUCAAGCUCAGAUGGUUACUACAGAUUUCCAGAAAAUUUUCCCAAUGGGAGACAGAUUAUUCAUAGGUUUGGCUGGACUUGCAACGGAUGUACAGACAGUUGCCCAGAGGCUGAAGUUCCGGCUGAAUCUGUACGAACUGAAAGAAGGCAGGCAAAUCAAACCACAGACACUAAUGAGCAUGGUGUCCAACCUCCUAUAUGAAAGACGGUUUGGACCUUACUACACAGAACCAGUGAUAGCUGGGUUGGACCCAGUCACGUAUGAACCAUUUGUCUGCUCCUUGGACUUGAUUGGCUGUCCAAUGACAACAGAUGACUUUGUGGUCAGUGGGACCUGUGCAGAGCAGAUGUAUGGCAUGUGUGAAUCCCUCUGGGAGCCUGAUAUGGAACCAGAACACCUCUUUGAAACCAUAGGCCAAGCUAUGCUCAAUGCAGUGGACAGAGAUGCUGUGUCUGGCAUGGGUGUGAUAGUCCAUGUGAUUGAGAAAGACAAGAUAACUACUAGAACAUUGAAAGCUCGCAUGGACUAACUGAAGUUAUAAUUAUUUCAAAAUGCUUGACAUUUUCUCUUCUGUGGUCUUAGCAGCUGGAAUGCUGAUCCUGUUAAGGAAACCAUGUAAUUUUGUAGUCAGAGAAAGCUCUUCAGACUAAAGUCUAUUGCUGGUAGAAUAAAGAAUUUUGCUAAGAA